Messenger RNA from Cylas formicarius (sweet potato weevil), 3553 nucleotides. RefSeq lists its product as uncharacterized. Lineage: Eukaryota; Metazoa; Arthropoda; Insecta; Coleoptera; Brentidae. The transcript is spliced from 11 exons. The record is from RefSeq and is a predicted model, not a curated record. Bases 123 to 3407 code for a protein of 1094 amino acids.
GGGAUGCGUGUCCGUGUGUAGAAAGCAUUGGCUGACGUUUUGACACAAAUAUCGUUAUCAGCUAUAAAAGGCCUAGUCGGCACUAGUCCCGCCAACAGUCGUUCGUUUUUGUGUGCCCAAAAAUGAAUCGCCAAACGCUCUCCAUAUUGUUCUUCGCCGGAUUAGUCCUCGCGGCCGCCAAAGCCGGAGAGGAGAAGAAGGCUGAAGAACCCAAACCAGCAGAGAAGAAGCAGGAAAAACGAGGCCUUUUCGACCUAGGCUACGGAGGGGGUUACGGAGGCGGCUACGGAGGCGGAUUCGAACACGGCGGUUUGGAAUUGGGGGGCGGCUACGGCGGCGGUUUCGACGAAGGCCACCAUCAUGUCAAAGUCAUUACCAAAACGAUCCCGGUACCGGUACCCAAACCGUAUCCCGUCACCGUCGAGAAGAAAGUACCGGUACCCUAUCCGGUCAAAGUGGCGGUACCCGUAGAGAAACCUUAUCCGGUACCGGUACCCAAACCUUAUCCCGUUCCUGUUGAAAAACCGGUACCUUAUCCAGUCGAGAAACCAGUACCGUACCCGGUAAAAGUACCAGUCAAAGUACCCGUAGCGGUACCUCAUCCGUAUCCCGUGCCGAAGCCGUACCCGGUGGCGGUACACAAGCCGGUACCUUAUCCCGUUAAGGUGCCCGUGGUCGUCGAAAAACCGUACCCUGUCUAUGUGAAACACCACGAACACCAUGACUUUGGGGGCUUGGAGUUGGGAGGUCACCACGAUUUCGGAGGGCACCACGGCCUGUUGGUGUUCGACUCCCCCACCGUAUCCUCCAAUCUGUUGGGCGUUGUUGUCAUACCCUCCGUGGUUUUCUUGGUGCACUGGUACCGGAUACGGUUUGGGUACCUCGACGGGGUAGGGAACUUUUUUCUCGAUCACCUGCGGUACCGGUACCGGAACCUUUACGAGCUUGGUGUGCUCCACGGGGUACGGUUUGGGUACGUGAACCGGGUAAGGCUGCGGCACUGGAAUUUUGACAGGAUAAGGUUGAGGGAUGGUAAUUUUACUCUCCUUGGUGAUUUUGAUCUCCGGGCCGGGUACGUGAUCAUGAGAAUACUCCCCCAGGUCGAGGAUAUCGUACUUGGGCGCCGACUCGCAACGUUCUACGUAGUUAACCGCGAGAGCGGACGAACUUUAACGCGUCUGCGUCGCGACGCGCCGCUAUCUCGAAGCAACCCGAAUGCGUCGAGACUUUUUUCUGAUGCCUUUGAACUGUCCAAGGUCACCGAUGUAAGCUAUGAUUCCGAAGACGGUGACAGCGACAAGCGACAAGCGACCGCGACAGACGACAGCGACACCUGUCAUUACUGUGUUGCGACUCCACCGAUCUUUAAGAAUCAAAUGGAGUCCGACGACAGAAAAUAUACCUCAACAUCGCUCUGGGAGCUCGAAUAUUCCUUUGUCGGAGACUCAGAUAUCAUAGAGGGCACAUCCCAAGAUAUUCAGAUCACGGAAGAGUGUACCGAAGUACCGGGUAAUGAAAAUACGCAAGAAAGUGGCAGAGAGAACAAUACGGAAGAAAUAGAUACUCGGAAAAAUAGAGCCAACAAAAGUUUGGCUCGUAAGCGACGACCAUGUAACAGUAAAGAUGAAAAUAUUGUUGUCGCCCAUUUCUACGAAACGGUAGAGGCUCCUUACUACCAGUCGCCUGCAGGCCGUGACGGACUAACGAAUGGUGAUGGUUUUAAUCCUAUCCAUAAUUUUGACGGGCCGUAUUGGGACGGACGUGACGGCCAAAUGGGCGAGAACCAAAAAGAAGCGAGUUUGGCUGCGACAAACCGCAACAAAUUGCAUUGGGCAACAUGGUACACAGGCAGAAAAGAAAAACGUCGAUUUUCCCGAGGCGACACGACGACCUUUCGGGUGGCGAACCUUCACGUCCGCGUGCAAUUGGAGCCGAUACGAUCCGCGAUAAUCAUUUUUGUCAUUGCUAAAUUUGACGCGAAACGUCCGAAUCAUCAUCCGAAUAAAAUUAAAUUAAUAUUGCACGCUAUGAGAGCAUCGACGUUGGGCCGCUUCCUCGUGAAUGUGCGGGUCUUUUCGAAGAAGAUUUUUCGAUCCACCCGGGUGAAAGUACCGUGGACGGCUGCGAGUGGUUGCCGCCCAUGGUACACCGACCAUCGGGGAAGAAUAAUGGGUGGACCCUCUCCUACCGUUCUCGUAAGACUAUAUAUACACACCUCUCGUAGGGGUAACAACGUCAGUUCUCUUUUUACGCAAGUCACAAACAUGAGACGGUUUGUGAUAGCCACCACCAUAAUAGCAAUAGCUUGCGGGGCUAGUGCCGGCGAGGCUAGCUCCAAGUCCUCCAAAAACGACAAGAGAGGCAUUUUCGACAGCGACGUUGGUCACGGCUACAGUUCCGGGAGCAUCUCAAUCGGCGGCGGCGACUUUAGCGGACACGGGGGCGGUUUUUCAUACGGUGGAGGCGGCGGAUACGGCGGGGGCAUUUCCCUUGGGAGUGGUGGCUUAGGAGGACACGGAGGAGGAAUUUCCAUUGGAGGUGGUGACAUAGGAGGACACGGAGGAAGCAUCUCCAUAGGAGGUGGCAGUUUAGGAGGACAUGGAGGAGGCAUUUCUUUUGAAAGCGGUGGUUACGGAGGUGGAGGAUUUGGGAGUGGUUUUGGGGGAGGUGCCGGCGGCGGUUUCGGGGGCGGCGGAGGUGGAGGUGGCGGCGGCGCCACCGUUACCACUGUGACCCAGGCCGUUGCAGUACCCGUCCCUCAACCAUACCCCGUAACGGUUACUAGGCCAGUACCAGUGCCAGUACCUCAACCCGUUCCAGUAUCAGUACCCAGACCUUAUCCGGUCUCCGUGCCAGUACCUCAACCCGUAGAGGUACCCAGACCAGUACCGGUCACUGUAAACCGCCCAGUACCAGUAGCAGUGCCGACACCAGUCCGCGUGGCAGUGCCACAACCCGUCGCGGUACCAGUACCUCAGCCCUACCCUGUGACAGUACCACAACCUUACCCCGUUAGGGUUCCACAAACCGUGGUGGUACCCGUAGCGCAACCUGUUUUCGUUGGAGGCGGUGGCGGAGGUGCCGGAAGUGGUUUGGGAGGCGGAUUUGGCGGUGGGUUCGGAGGCGGUUCCGGUGGUGGUUACGGAGGCGGUUCCGGCAGCAGUUACGGCGGCGGUUACGGAGGUGGUUCGAGUGGCAGUUAUGGCGGCGGUUACGGAGGCGGGCAUGGUAUCAGCGGCUCGAUUUCAAUCGGCGGCGGUCACGAUUUCGGCAGCUCCUUCGGAGGAAGCGGUCACGGUGGAUUCGGAGGCGGCAGCUCCUAUGGAGGCGGUAAGAGCAUUAGCUUCGCCAGCGUAUCGAGUUACGGCGGGAGCGGCUCCAGCGGAGGCGGUUACUCCAAGCACUAGACGUCGGGGAGGCCUUAAGUUGGCAAUUUUUGCCUGUUAUUGUGAUAAGCAGUAUUAUUUGUAAAUAACAACGACUGUUGUCGUUGUGUAAAUAAGAAAGCACUGAAAAAUUUAAAUAAAAUGUUGGUACAAUUCGUCUGAAGGUU